AUGAUGGGUUUGAUGUUCUUCGCCAUCAUGAUCGGUGCUGGCUGCUUACAGGUUUACAGCUUUGAGUUCCUGGCCUUUGAGCGAGAUGCUUCCGCUGGUACUUCUGUCCUCGCCUAUUGGGCAUCGAAGACGUUAUGUCAUCUGUUUGAUACAUUCCUGUUCACUUUGAUAUUCACAGCUACUUGGUAUCUCAUCAUCCAGGCCAACUACAAUGGCGUCUAUGGAUACUGUAUAUUCUUCAUCUUCGCCUGGUGGGUGACAGGCUUCGGUCAGCUGAUGACUGUAGUCUUCCCGAUGGCAAUAUCACUGUUGUUGGCUGUCAUCGUGCCGGUGGAGUUUGUGACCAUGUUUGGUGGUGUCUCACCUCCCAUAAGCUCUGAUGGCUUCUUCCAGAAGGCUGCCACUUACUUUGGCUGCGGAUAUUAUGCGACGGAGCUCCUCACUAUGGCAGAAUUCACCGCUUUGCCUUCGAAUAUCUUGGACUUGAAUGUCGUCGCUGAUACCGUCCAUGGGUGCAAAUAUGGGUCAUCUUAUUACAUUCUUCGAGAUGUCUGCAUACUUGUCGGUAUGGGUCUCAUCUGGAGACUGUGUACCCUGGCCUGGCUGGAGAUAAUAGUUAAAUAUCGCAGAGAUGGCCUGGAUUCGAUGCUGCCAUGGUUGGCUCAUUUGAUCGACUACUUUAACACCAAGUUCAAUCCUGUGGUGAAAGACCCCGAUAGUCAUAAACCGAGGGACCAAGAUGAACACUCCCAGGUGGGAGAGGCGAGUACUUCUUCCACCGGUGGUGAAUCCAUCAGCGAUACUGGUGCAAGCUCUUCAGUGUCGAGACGCAUCAGUGCCGCUGGAGUGCGAACCAGACGUGCUACCAGCAGUCAUAUAUCGAAUGCGGUAUAAUUCUUCCCCUACCUGGACGACGUUCAUUUAUAGUAUUUCAUCCCAUGAUCUUGUUGUUCGAUUCCAUCGAGUCUGAUGAUUGUACUGCGAACUCACUCACGGAUCCGAGACACUCAACAUUCGCUGACGUCUAUGAGUAUUCGUCUGGGUAAGCGCAGUAGCGUGGUCGUGGAUCACUAGUAGCAGCGACCGCCCUUCGGAGGGGAGAAAGGUCAUUGACGAUGGCUGUG
Messenger RNA from Perkinsus marinus ATCC 50983, 1124 nucleotides. RefSeq lists its product as hypothetical. The record is from RefSeq and is a predicted model, not a curated record. NCBI's taxonomy places the organism in Eukaryota, Perkinsozoa, Perkinsida, Perkinsidae. The transcript has a single exon. Gene Ontology annotation, molecular function: ABC-type transporter activity. Bases 1 to 894 code for a protein of 297 amino acids.